GGACGAAUAGGUGAGGAGUGAAGAGGUAGGCUAUGGGUUUGAGUCGUUGUGCAGCUCUCGUGUUUGUGUUUCUCGUGCUGUAUUCAUGACGGGGUCGGCUCAGUGUUUAAUGUGUCAUUUUACUUGUUCUUUUCUACCUUUUCCGUCUCCUGUACAUUUUGCAGUCAGAGGAGCUGAGCUGAGCUGAUAAUGAGCAGACAUCUGAGGACAUUUCUAGCUUGUAUGCUAAGAGUUAGGACUGAUGUGUCCUCGCUGUGUCCUCACACAUGCACUGCACCUUUCCGGGCUCAGUCCACGGGCGUGAAAACGCGCUCGUACCUGCAGUAUGUUAAAAGGAAAAUCAUAGCACCCAGAGCUCCUCCGUACAGUCACGUGUGUCAGGUCGGAGAUCCGGUGUUGCGCUGCAGAGCCGCAGAUGUGGAGCCGGAAGCUGUGCGGGGAGCGGAAGUGCAGCGCGUGAUUAACACCAUGGUAACGGUGAUGCGCAGGCUGAGGUGUGUGGGACUGAGCGCGCCGCAGGUCGGGGUUCCUCUGCGCAUCAUAGCUGUGGAGUAUUCAGAGAAAAUGCUGCAGGAGAAUCCUCCAGCUGCCAUCGAGGCCCGGGGGCUGGUCUCGGUGCCCCUGAAGGUGUUCAUUAAUCCUCAGCUCCGUGUGCUGGACGGACAGACUGUCAACUUCCAGGAGGCCUGUGAGAGCAUCUCGGGCUUCUCGGCUUGUGUCCCACGCUACACCUCUGUAGAGGUCUCAGGACUGAAUGAAAAAGCAGAGCCUGUCACCUGGCAAGCGAAUGGCUGGCCAGCAAGGAUACUGCAGCACGAGAUGGAUCACCUCAAUGGAAUUCUUUAUGUUGACCCUAUGAGCGCCGCCAUGUUGAAGUGACGUCACGGAAUCGCGACUCAGAGAAGUCGGAGAUUUUACAGUUCCCACGUGUUCAUGAACGUAGCUUUGACCUGCCUUACAAGUGGCAACGUACAGGUCGCCCCCAUUUUAUGGUUUUAUUGACUGAAGUAAGGCUGUACAUGGACAGUAUUAGAGACUCUGAAUAAGAAAGUGAUAAAGACCUUAAAAGUUUGUCAGCUUUACAAAGUAUUAAUCUGACAGAUGUAUGCCCACUUACUGUGUAUGGUAUGCUGUAUAUGGUAUACAACAUACUGUGUAUGUUUGUGUGUGUGACAAAUAAAAUUUGAAUUUUAACUUGUA
Pangasianodon hypophthalmus (striped catfish) is the source of this 1200-nucleotide messenger RNA. It is a transcript of the gene pdf, whose product is annotated as peptide deformylase, mitochondrial. Lineage: Eukaryota; Metazoa; Chordata; Actinopteri; Siluriformes; Pangasiidae. Gene Ontology annotation, molecular function: peptide deformylase activity. The record is from RefSeq and is a predicted model, not a curated record. Gene Ontology annotation, cellular component: mitochondrion. The transcript is spliced from 3 exons. Gene Ontology annotation, biological process: N-terminal protein amino acid modification; peptidyl-methionine modification. The coding region runs from base 190 to 879 and encodes 229 amino acids.